UUACAUUUUAGGGUUUGUUCUAUUCCCUAUCUUGAAGGAUGAAUUUCGCGGAGACGAGCCUUGUCUUUCUCGUUGCGGCGCUGCUCGGAUCUGUGAGUGUCCGCGUCCUCUUCAACAAGGGGCCUUCCGCAAAUCUGUUACACAUCACAUUGGUGAUUGUUGCUGCAAUUUGCUGCUGGCUCUUGUGGGCUAUUGUGUACAUGGCACAAAUGCAUCCUCUGGUGAGACCGAUUCUCAAUUCUGAGGGCGAAUGAAAUAUUUUUUUCUGGUUAUGUGUAUUGAAUAUUUGUAGAGAAAUUGUUCUAAUAACUCAUCUUUUUUUAAGUC
This is a messenger RNA of Selaginella moellendorffii, 327 nucleotides long. Its product is annotated as V-type proton ATPase subunit e2. Bases 39 to 254 code for a protein of 71 amino acids. Gene Ontology annotation, cellular component: proton-transporting V-type ATPase, V0 domain. The record is from RefSeq and is a predicted model, not a curated record. NCBI's taxonomy places the organism in Eukaryota, Viridiplantae, Streptophyta, Lycopodiopsida, Selaginellales, Selaginellaceae. The transcript is spliced from 3 exons. Gene Ontology annotation, biological process: proton transmembrane transport. Gene Ontology annotation, molecular function: proton-transporting ATPase activity, rotational mechanism.